GGGUAUAUAUAAGGGGUUUUAAGGAGAGUCGUGUGCCAGACACACAGCCACUGAACCUCAAGCAGCUUCACUUUAACUGGAGUGCCGGGGCGCGUGCCAGCAGCCGGCCCCACCAGGACUCGCUCUCCCACACCCCACCAACAGAUCCCAGGUAGAGGCAGCAGGCAACCGGCCCUUCUUCAACUCCUCUCUGGCAAAGGCAGCUGGACCCCCGCCCCCUGUAACAGUGGGACCCUCUCCAGGAGCAGGGAGGGAGGAAGGGGGGACACACGCAAAUCUGUCCCUGAAGAUUGCAGUGAGGGCCAGUGCAGGGCGAGAGCACUCCGCCAAGAGACAGACAGUGUAAAGGGGAGCCAAGAUGUUCGUGAAGCCGGAGAGCCUGGAGCUGCAGGCGGAGGGGGAGCUGCUGCUGCUGGGCCCGGCCUCGCCCUGCUCCCCCUCGCUCACCCCGCUCUCCUCCAGCUCCGAGGAAGAGGAGGACGAUGAACUCCAGGCGCCCUCGCCAGCCCGCCCGGCAGAGGAGCAGCAGGCGCGGCUGCAGCUGAGCCUGAGGCGGCACGAGUGCAAGCGGCGCUCCGGCCGGGCCCGGGCCGGCUCCCGGGGGACCAGGACAGCCGAGACGGUGCAGCGGAUCAAGAAGAGCCGGCGGCUGAAGGCCAACAACCGGGAGCGGAACCGCAUGCACAACCUGAACGCGGCGCUGGACGCGCUGCGCGAGGUGCUGCCCACCUUCCCCGAGGACGCCAAGCUCACCAAGAUCGAGACGCUGCGCUUCGCGCACAACUACAUCUGGGCGCUGACCGAGACCCUGCGCCUGGCCGACCACUGCGGCGCCGCCGGCCUGCCGGGAGCCCUCUUCCCCGAGGCCAUGCUGCUGAGCCCCGGCGGCGCGCCCGCCAGCACCGCCAGCAGCCCCUCGCCCGCCUCCUCCUGGAGCUGCACCGACAGCCCCCUCUCCUCCUCCUCCGCCUCCUCCUCCUCCUACAGCUGCACUUUAUCGCCCGCCAGCCCCGCCUCGGACAUGGACUACUGGCAGCCCGACCAGCACCGCUACGCGCCGCCUCGCCCGCUGGCCAGGGACUUUAUCUAGCAGCCCCCCUCGCCCCGGCGGUGCGGCCGGCCCGGGCCCUCGCGUCGUGCUGGUGCAAUACGGUGCGCGGGGGCUGGCGGAGUUCCCAGGCGAGAUGGGGGAAGGUCACAGUGGAUCUGACCCAAGCUGGGGUUAGGAACAGCCCCCGCCCCGCAGGGGAACCUCUGGCGGAGACACACGAGGAGGCCGAGCGCAGGGGAAGGGCUGCGAACGAGGCGGACGCCCAAAGGGACGGCGGGGCCUGUGAAUCUGCCAAGGAAGCGCCACUGCGUGAUGUGCUCUGGUCACCUUGGAUUCUUCACUGACACGUUAAUGUAUGACGGAAAAGUACUUGCGCAGCUGAACUAUAGGGCCGGUAACAAUAUUAGCCACAGAUUUGCAAUGCCUGGCAUCUGCUUUCUUCCCAGUGCUGCCUCAAGGCUGUGGGAAUUUCACCUGUCAAACCAAACUUUUCCUCUCUGAUGUGCACUUUGUUCAGUUUCCCAGCUUUGUCACAAUGCGUUUUUGUCCCGUCCUUCUCGUUCCUGCUCCCUCCCCCUAUUUUGCCAUCUGUCUCUUAUGAUUUAUAAGGGGGGAAAAGUUGUUUUGUUCGAGGCCCAGGUUAGAAGUCAUUGUAUAAUUUGUAGGCUUUGUAAUGAUUGAAUGCAAGCGUGGAAAUUUAGGCUGAACUCUCCCUCAAAAGGAAAAAAAUGUAGAGGAAAAGGGGGGGGGAAAUCAGGAGGGAGGAUUACCUCAUGCAUUAUUUAUCUCGACCCUUUAGGGGACGAGGCACUCCCCCAUUCUUUCAAGAGAUUAAAAAUAAAUCAACAGACUGAAAACCUAAACAGACACGGAGCAUUAUAGCGAUCAGCCACACACGUGUUCACAUCUAUUUAUUAUAAAAGAAAGAUUUCAUGGAAGAUAUGUAUUUUUUGUAUAUUUCACAGAGUUUAUUCUAGUAUGUAUUUACAGCUGAAGAGCAAAGGGAGUGUUCUUAAGAUAAAUAAAGUAUAUAAUUUUCAUAACUUGUGUAGCGUUUCUGAUUGGAAUGUUUACGUAUCAUCCGGCAGCAAAAGGGGCGAGUGUCAUUUAUGGUAACCACGAAAGUUUAGGGGGCAUUUCUACGAGAUGCUAAGUGACUUAACCCCCCCCCCAUCCCCCAAAAGCCAAUUCAGCAAAGGAGCUCAGCGUAGGUAGAAUAGGAUCAGGUGUUAUUAAUACAGACACUAGGUAUAUUUGCGUGUUUCCAUGUAGAUAAACACAGGGCAAAGCGAUUGCGGUGCUUAGAGACAACACCCGGAAGAAGCGUAUAUAGUUCCCUAGAAAGAGGGGCGAGGUGUAGACGUGAACGAGCAGACCAUAAAUAGCAAAAAGCUACUUUUAAAUAAAUAACUUACGUUUUCGAAAUAAAGAGUGAAAUUAAGUUAUUUUACUCUCAAAAUAAUUCUACUGGUUUAAGACUUCCGCCGAAAUUACAU
Molecule: messenger RNA, 2547 nt
Organism: Mauremys reevesii (Reeves's turtle)
Lineage: Eukaryota; Metazoa; Chordata; Testudines; Geoemydidae
Gene: NEUROG2
Product: neurogenin 2
Exons: 2
Coding region: 359-1090 (243 amino acids)
Molecular function (GO): protein dimerization activity
Source: RefSeq, a predicted model, not a curated record